Molecule: messenger RNA, 814 nt
Organism: Heteronotia binoei (common prickly gecko)
Lineage: Eukaryota; Metazoa; Chordata; Lepidosauria; Squamata; Gekkonidae
Product: collagen alpha-1(XII) chain-like
Exons: 6
Coding region: 14-814 (266 amino acids)
Source: RefSeq, a predicted model, not a curated record
CUGCCAUAACAAAAUGAAAACAUCGUAUGCCAAGAUCCUGGCUCUCGUAGCUAUCCUGGCCCAGUGUGAAGCUGGGGCCCCACAGGAAGCCUGCGGUACAGCUGAGAUGGCAGACAUUUUGUUCCUUGUGGAGGAGUCUUGGAGCAUCGGGGAGAAUGGCUUCCGGCUGGUGAAGGACUUCAUCUACCAUGUCGUCCAGACGUUCAAAAAUGCAGUGCUGGGGAAGGCAGGUGUUCGCCUGGGUGUGGUGCUGUAUGGAGAUAAACCAAGAAUAAGCAUCGACCUGACGGAUUACAUCACCAUUGAGGAAGUGUUGGUGACCAUCCGGGACCUGUCGUUCAAAGGGGGGCAUGGAAAAACACGGGAUGCCUUUGCUUUUCUAGCAGAUGUAGUGAUCCAUGCGGGGAUGUUCAGAGAAGAUGCAGCAAAGGUAGUGAUUUUAAUUACAGAUGGGAACUCUCUGGAUUCCAUCGAUGGCCCAGCAGGAACUGUGAGGGACCAGGGCGUCACAGUGUUUGCAGUGGGAGUGAAAAAUGCAGAUAAGAAGCGGCUGAGUAAAGUGGCCUCUGACCCUGCGGAGGAGCACGUCCUUCACGUCGGAGACUUCCAUCUGCUCGGCGGUCUGUCGGCCAAGCUCUCCCGCCGGCUCUGCUUCGCUGCUUCGGAGCCUCCAAGGCCUGUUAAGCAAACCGCCCAGGGGCCCGAAGGAUUCGAGAAAACCUACCGACCCGAAGCCACCGAAAAAAUCUACCGACCCGAAGGACUCGAGAAAGCCUACCGCUCCGAACAAAACUUCGGAACAACACGAGCCUGA